This is a messenger RNA of Cicer arietinum (chickpea), 1309 nucleotides long. RefSeq lists its product as uncharacterized. The record is from RefSeq and is a predicted model, not a curated record. Lineage: Eukaryota; Viridiplantae; Streptophyta; Magnoliopsida; Fabales; Fabaceae.
GAUAGUAACUUAACUGGUAACUUCUUUCUGAGAUGUUUAUAAGAGGAUAAAGUGAAAUUGAAUGUAAAAUUUAGAAAUAAAAAUGGCGGCACAGGCUCUAACCUUGAGUUCCUCCUCCACGACACUUAAAUUCUCAUUUCCUCAUUCGAAGCUCAAGCAACGACGCUUCUCAUCGUUCUCACUUCGAAACCCUAGAUUCCAACCAAUUAUCUGCACUGCCUCCAAUGUCCAACCAAAGAAGCAUUCCUCUUCUUCAUCCAAUAGAAACACAAACAAAAACAAAAACCUAAACAACAACAACAAUAGCAAGAAGAAGAAUAACAACAAAACCAAUGCUGAAUUUUGUGAUUCCAUUUCCACUUCCAAUUCUUCUUUGCCUCACAUUCCAACGCCACUUCCCAAGCCACCGGCUGGUUUCGUCGUGGACGACACCGGCAAACUUCUUUCGUCUUCCAAGGACCGUCUUGCCACACUUGUUGAUCCUGCCAACAACCUUCCUUUGGAGUGUGUGAUAAGGAGACUGUUCACGAGUUCUCGAGGAGAUGAAUGUAUGUUGCUGUGUCCACUUGACAUGCCUGUCCAAAUAUUACAGAGCACAGGUGUUGGAUGGUCAGAAGUCAGUUACGAGGAACUUGAAUCUAUGCUGCCUGCUGCUUCUUUUGCACUUGCCAAAUUACGCAUGCAUCUGGUUUAUAGUGGAUACUGUUAUACAGCUCGCGGUGGUUUUUGUUACUCAGAAGAAGACAUAUUUGAAUUUCAUGCAGAUGGUAAUGACGGUGACAUGGCAACUGAGGGUGUUGAAAUCACACACUUCAAUCUGGAAGGAGCGCACUACAUGAUAUAUACACCAUCUGAUCCACUUCUUUUUGUUGCUGCGAAGGACCGAAGUGGAAUGCUACAAAUUGCUGAUGAUGAACUGCUCGAGGAUCCGGCUGUCAUUAGCGCCAUAGAUGAAGAGACUGAAUUUAACGCCUUGGUGGAGGAAGAAGCUGCACUCUUUGACUCACUGUUGGGUAUAAGAUGAUACUUCAUCUGGAGUGCCGUUUCCUGGUCUGACCGCAGAAUUUUGUGAGUAGAAGAACAGCUUCUUCUGUGUACAUUAUCAAUUUUGUAUUUAUGCAGUAUGUAUAUUUUAGCAAGGAUUGGGUUGAGGAUUGCAACGGUUUUUUUAUGGCUCCUUGUUUUAGUCAGUGAUGACAGGAACGAUCAUCCAUACUACCAUUAUAUGUUUGUGUACAUGAAAUUUAUCCGUAUAUCACAUUUAAAUUCAUUGAUUCCAGCGGUAACUAACUACUGGCUAUUUCUUUUC